Messenger RNA from Entrophospora sp. SA101, 774 nucleotides. NCBI's taxonomy places the organism in Eukaryota, Fungi, Glomeromycota, Glomeromycetes, Entrophosporales, Entrophosporaceae. The record is from the annotation of a GenBank genome assembly.
AUGGUUUUCAUAAAAACAAUCGUAGAGGGAAAAAUCCCAGUAAAAGCAUUAAUCGAUACAACAUCUAAAUCCAAUACUAUUAGCAAUCGCUUGUAUAAUAAGCUUGAAGAAGAUUAUGGGUUAGAAGGUAUAUCCGGUGAUGAUUUGAUAGGCAAAGAAAUAAAAUGCUUAGAUUUGCAAUUUCGGUAUAAAGGAAAGUGGCGAAGCUUAGAUGGUACCGAAGUAAUAGAUUUUCAAAUUCGCAAAAAUCCAUCAUUUGAUCUGGUGUUAGGACGGGAUUGGUUAUGGAUGCGCGAAGCAAAAAUUAGCUUUGGAUCUUCUCUGGAAAAUUGUACGCGCUAUGCUAAAAUUGAGAUAGAUGGUAUGAGUAUCCCAUUAAUCGAAGAAGAUAGCAGGCCCACAGGCGACUCUUCGACUCAUAAAACCAGCUCUACUAAAAAUAACUCAUCUUUUGCAAAGCAAUGGGAGUUUGUCCCUAAUUCAACAGAGUCUAAACCUGGUCUAGCUCAAGAGGGAGUUAUGAAUAUAAUUAACAAAAUUCUCUCAAAUAUCGAAGAUAAUGUUUCCAAAAAUAGCAGUACUAGCAAUAAAAAUAGGGUCAAAUAUUCCACGGAUUUUGAUACUUCUUCCAAUUCAGAUAUUUCAGACUCAAGUGAUUCUUCGUUGUCUAGAUUGCGAUCAGAGGUUGCAAAUAUGCAUAAGACUGCAUCUGCAAAGAAACAUCCUAUUAAGCGAAGAUGUUGCAAAGUAAAAAGAAAAUCUAAUCAAUUAUAA